CCACGAACGUCGACCACCUCGAGACGAAUAUGGCCACGCCGGCCUGGCAGACGUCAGAGCUUGCUGACGAGUGGCCCGACGACGACGAUGACUGUACCCGCUCGAUCUCGCUUACCGCCCCGCUUGCCACCGUCAUAUCUACUCCCGCCACUGACAAGGACAACAACUACUCUGCCGGCACUUUUCUCGUGCACUCCGCCCUCCCUCCUGCCCGUACACCGGGCAAGACACGAGUCAAGGAUUUCUUCUCGCCGCUGCCUCUGGAGCGCAUGUUUGAUCCGCCCUCGCCGCCGCCCCAUCCCACGACGAGCUUGGUGCCACCCACCCUACCUAACAAUGCCAAGUUUACAUUCACCGUACCUAUCCCACCACCAGCUUUUCAAUCAACACCAAAUCUACCCCCCCAGCCCAUUGCUACACGUACACCGGGCGCCCUCAAACUAUUCCACUUCCAAUACGACACUUAUACUCGCGAACAUCUAUCGGCACUUGUCGACUCUAUUGCCCCUUCACCAUCAUUUCCUUCGUCUGAACCCACGCCGUCGCACUCGGAAGAUGCAGACGACUUUUUUCGUCUCAGGUCGGCCAAACGCGUCAAGCUCUCCCCACGGAGCGACUACUCUGAGGAGGACAUCCGGAUAUCACGACCACGCAUAUAUGGAAAGCAAUAUCUAGGCGAGUCACGAGAGCUCAUGCAGCAGAUCAGGAGUGCUAAAGAUUUCUCCACCGUCUCAACUGUAACAAGCAAAAGCAACAGCUCCCCACCAGCCCCUGCCAUCCGUCCCGGCUACUCUUCCUCCAAGUAUCGUCAAGAUGCUGCCAACCUUAUGGCUGCGAUACGCGACAACGUGCAAAGCCCACCGGUAAGCAACAAAGCUUCCGGGAAACGCGUCUUUUCGAGUAGCUCAGACGUAGAGGCGAGCUAUUAUCAUGAUGAGCGUACGCUAUCUGAACCACCUGCCCCAGGGUCGACAAGUGCAAGCUACGAACCGAAUCCGAAGGAGAGAGGAGAAGCUGCGGUGGAUGUUGUGGCAGCGGGAGUAGCGCGUCUUCAAGUCUCGCAACCACCUUACCCCUCGCUUUGGUCCGAUGACCUCAACCGGCUAGUAUCCUCAUCGACAACAACCGGCUCGACCCUUACGGCUGGGAGCUACGUUAAGCAUGCGGGACCGAGCGAUAAGAAGCAGCUACUGACGAUCCGGCCUGCGGAAGUUGCGAUGCCGGCGCGGAUGGGUGAUAUGGUCUAUGACCCCAGACAAAUGCGAUGGGUCAGGCAGGAUCAGCAGGGCGAUGACCAAAGUAGUAGUGCAGACGUGUUUGGUGACAUUGAGAGCUUGAGGGAUGGCGACGAGGAGGAGCACGGAGAGGACAGAAGGACGGACAUCGAGCUCAGUCGCGUCACAGAAGAGGAAGACGAUGAAGAAGAGAUAGGACUGACGAGUUUCGAGACUGACGAGGUCGUGGUUGUGAUGACGGGAGACAUUUCUACAGAUUCGGCAGACGAAGACCCUCCUCUUGUCCCCGUCGUUGUCGAGGACGACCCUCCGUCUUCUCCGGAUCCCGACACAUCGGGACGACCAGUCGUCAGGCCUGCACUCAAGAACUAUAACUACAACACACCAUUGAGUACACCAGUCACCAAGGCUACUGUGCAUCCACGAAGCGUCAGUUUUUCAGACGGAAAACGGGACGGUCAGAUACGGGGGUUGGGCCGAAAUGUCAGUCGUAGUGAGAGCACUGUUUCAGGGUCUGAUAUGCUCGGGUCAAGCUUCCAGUCGAGUCCGGGCAUGAGCACUCGGACCAAGAGAAUCGCGGAUCUGAUGGAAGCUGCACUCCAGAGUCCCCGUUCGACUUCGUGGGUGAGAACCAAGGGUGAGGGAACGUUAAGUUUCAGAGCCCCGGCUACCUUCAAACCCGCCACCUCCGUUAACGCAAGCUUCCUCACCGAGUGCUCGUUUGGAGUUGCUCAUGACCGGCUGGUGCAGAUAUUGACGGAUGUUGAGCCGUGGCAUCCCCAUUGGGAGACCAUUCGGUGUGUUGAUCUCAAAGGACGGGGACUGGAGAGUGUUGCUCGUUUAGGCGAACUGAUGCCCAGUCUCUCCGUCUGCUCUCUGAACAGUAAUGCGCUGACGUACUUGAGCGGUGUGCCAAAGGGAAUACGGACGCUGGGAGUUGCGGACAACCGGUUAACGAGUUUGACCAGUUUUGGACAUCUGGGGGCACUGGAGAGUUUGGAUGUGUGUGGGAAUGAGCUUGAUUCUCUCAGACUUUUAGAACUUUCGUGUCUACGGAACCUACGAGAACUCAAAGCAGAUGGUAACCGGAUAACUUCGCUGGAGGGACUGGAAGCGCUACAGCUUAUUAAACUGAGCCUGGCAGGUAACUGUCUUCGUGGUGUUGUGGAUAUCGGACACUGGGCCAAGGUAGAAGUGAUGAAUCUCAGCGGGAACCGGAUCGAGGGGCUGAAACGAGUUGAGAGACUCUCUCAGCUGGUGGUGCUGCACGUCGAGGACAACCAACUUGCAGAACUUGAUAUCGGGAGACUUGCUAAAUUGAGGAUUCUUCGUGCGAGCGGGAACCGGAUAAAGAAGGCAGAGGUCGGGGGACUAGUUGCACUGCGAACGUUGUAUCUCGAUGGCAACUGUUUGAAGACAGUAGGAGGACUCGAUCGACUUUGUCGCCUGGAGAAGCUGAGCGCUCGGAAUCAAAACGCGACGUAUGUGUUGGCGACGCGGGAUGUCCGGGACGUGAAGCGGCUGUACGUCAGCGGAAACAAGGUGCCCAAGUCGUUGUUUGCCGACGAGGCAUGUUACAACUUGUAUUAUCUUGAAGUUGCUGGCUGCGCAAUACGGGAGCUGCCGACGAUGUUCGCACAAAUGGUGCCCAAUGUGCGAAUCAUCAACCUGAACUACAACCAGCUGAAGAGCAUCGAACCAUUACGUGGGUUGCGACGCGUGAAGCGACUGUCAGUUGUUGGGUGCCGACUGGAGACAACACAAGGAAUCGUACGCACGCUGCGAGGGAUGGAGGAGCUGGAGGAGGUUGACUGCCGGAUGAACCCGUGCACAUUGGGAUGGUAUGCACCAGUGCUGAAGAGAACAGCGGAGGGAUGGGCGGAGCUGGACAGGGGAUUCCGACGGGGGCUACCUGAUCCGGUAUACGUCGGGCGACUUGCAUACCGUGGGCUGGUGAUGGCGGGAUGUGUGGGGGUACGGGUGGUGGACGGGGUGGCUGUGACGGGGAAGGAGCGGGCGAAGGCGUCGGGAGUGCUUCGGUCGCUGGGCAAACCGGUUUGA
Messenger RNA from Guyanagaster necrorhizus, 3296 nucleotides. Its product is annotated as L domain-like protein. Bases 30 to 3296 code for a protein of 1088 amino acids. Gene Ontology annotation, molecular function: protein binding; signaling adaptor activity. Gene Ontology annotation, cellular component: outer plaque of mitotic spindle pole body. Gene Ontology annotation, biological process: regulation of mitotic cytokinesis; septation initiation signaling. NCBI's taxonomy places the organism in Eukaryota, Fungi, Basidiomycota, Agaricomycetes, Agaricales, Physalacriaceae. The record is from RefSeq and is a predicted model, not a curated record. The transcript has 3 exons.